AUGGCUCCGAAAAGAAAAGCUGUCUCCCUGACCAAUAGGAGAGACAAGCCUAAGUCUGCUCCUGCAUCACGAAAACGCCGCUGCCAAAAGUAUACCGCCCACAUCAGCUGCACCGAUCCAUUCCGCUGUCUCAAUUUUGACUGCGCGAGUAUUAUUUUCGAGCACCUGGAUCCUGUGUCCAUUGUUCGCUGCGAGCGAGUCGACAAAGCCUGGAGGAAACUCAUGCGACUCUGGAUAUGCACCCUUGGUCUUCGCAUCCAUUUCCCCGACGCCUGGAAUCCAGAGAUUAAACAGGACGAAAACGUGUCAGUCAAGAUUUAUAAAGAGCAGGCCGCACCAUUUGCAACCUUUCCCGCUGGCAGGGCGAGCGCCGGGCGCAAAAUCUCGGCGUACAUGAAGCUUUUUACUGUAGCGGGGGACUACGCAGCCUGGUACGAUGGGCGCCGUAUACGCUGGCAGAACCUCAAUUUCCGUACAGACGGGUCACUCCACCCGACUCAGACAUUGGAAUUGGAGCUGAAGGAGGACGAGGAUCUUGCCCAGAUAGAGUGUCUGCGUUUGAAUAAGGAGGGUUGUCUUCUGAUUCGGGCAUUGCCAAUGAUUGGGACGUAUAAAGACUUCCUGGUUGACUUGAAGACCGGAAAGAUCAAGUGGAGGCGCGACGAGCUUGCGACAGUUGCCAUGGAUCCGAUAGGUGACUGCCGAAUACUAUGGCCAGUGUUGCUUGGUGCAGAGAGAGCGUACUACGUGAACGAUCGAGUCAUUGCAGUCCUUGAUAACAGCUCCGGUGUCCUACUGUACGAGACCCCAUUGCACAAUGCGAACUGGGAAGACGCUUGGCAUAUUGGGACUUUCGGCCGCAGAUGCAUUUCCGAAAACCACUCUGCCCUAGUCAAACUUGCAGGCCGUGAGGUUCUCGUGGGCAUUAUACCCGUCCAUAACGCGUUGCACCGGAGCAGCAUCCUACACAUCUUGGACAGUGAGACAGGGAACGCACUUCAACGGAUUCCGUUUACAAGGCAAGACCGCACAACACUUUUGGUUUCGCCGGACCAGCGCUCAUUUGCAAUCGUGGACAAUACGCCUGACUUCAAGGCACUGAUAAUCAGAAAUUUCACUCCGGCACCGGAUGGGCGGUCUUUCGCACAGCAUCUCCAGCUUGUAGACCACCGGACGAAAGUAUUCGGCUCGUUGGUUUCAACUCCUGUGACUGUCGAUCCGUUCCGGUCUCUUGUGGUAUUAAUCGACGAGUACAAUGAGCCUCGAGUCGCAGCGUUGAUAGAGCGCCAGGGGGCUUUAAGCAAGACGAUGCAGGGGCAUAAGAACACCUACGGCACCAAGGGCAAUGUGUUGUUCAAGGGCAUGCAUCGGGAGGUUACCCUUCCGCCUACACGAACUGGUGGCCCUCGCCGAUCGUUUCUGCUCAAUGAUAGAACGCACAGCGGAAAUGACAUUCUUCAUGUGCACUUGGUGGAUGGGCAUAGGGUAGUCAUUGAGGCCAAUCGCUGGGUUCCUCGGCCGGCGUGGUCAGAAGCCCUAACACAGUGUCACAAUAUGGCUGAGUAUAUGAUUCUGGAUUUCAAACUGCGGCCUGGCGAGGUGCAUCCCUGCGAUGAGGAGGAAUCUGAGCAGACUACGCCAGACACUUCGUCAGACACUUCGCCAGACGAUGGGAUAGGAUUUUUGUUUCUCUAG
Aspergillus nidulans FGSC A4 is the source of this 1695-nucleotide messenger RNA. RefSeq lists its product as uncharacterized. The transcript is spliced from 2 exons. The record is from RefSeq and is a predicted model, not a curated record. The coding region runs from base 1 to 1695 and encodes 564 amino acids. NCBI's taxonomy places the organism in Eukaryota, Fungi, Ascomycota, Eurotiomycetes, Eurotiales, Aspergillaceae.